AUGAAGUACCUCAACACCUGCCAAGUCAUUACCCAGAUGAAAACGUCUGACAUCACUGAUCUGCAAGUACAAACAGUGAGACGGGGAGAUCAAGUGACAGUAAAAUGUGAACAAAAAGCAGCCAAAGACGAUUUAGUUUGGUAUCAACAGAGUUUAGGAAAACUGCCUCAGUACGUUGUGAGAAAAGCUGAGAUUAAAGCAAACUCACCACAAGAAUCUAAACCAGAAGUAAAGCACAGAUUUAGUCGAGCAUUUAAUAACAGCCGCUUCACUGUGGAUGAAGAGACGUUUGAUCUCAGCAUUAAUGGAGUUAAAGAAGAAGAUAUAGGAAUAUAUUUCUGUGGAAAAGCAAAAUCAGCUGCUUUAGAGUUUAUAUCUGGAACCUUUUUGCUGUUUGCAGAUGAUAAGACUGACCAUCAUCCUCCACCUGAAUCUGCUAACAAGAAUGAAGAACCUGUUAAACUCCUGUGUUCAGUACAAGCAGUUACUCUGAACUGUUCAGGAGAACACAGUUUGUACUGGAUCAGACAUGGAUCAGGAGAAUCUCAUCCAGGAAUCAUCUACAUUCAUCCACACACCAGAGAUGAGUGUGAGAAAAGCUCUGAGACUGAUUCUCCUACACAGAGCUGUGUCUACAAACUCCCCAAGAGAAACCUCAGCCUCUCUGAUGCUGGAACUCACUACUGUGCUGUGGCUGCAUGUGAACAUGAAGGUGAAUCUAGAGGAAAAGAAAACAACACCUGGAUUAUUGUUGCUUUGACAACAUCCAAUAUGGCAUCUCUUAUUGUGAUGAUUCUUCUCGGUGGACUGUUAUGUAAGAAACAACAAAAAGGUUCUGUCAGUGGUCGCCCAGGAAGCCCCAAAAAUGAGGUUGAGGAUACAGAUGCCUUGAACUAUGUGACUUUGAAAUUUGCACAGAAACCUCCGUCCAGAGCCUCCAGAGUCAAGGAGAGUCAAGAUAUUUAUUCACAGGUUAAAGAGAAAGCAGACAGUGAGGAGGUCUUCAGAGCUCUGCUGCGCUGCAUUGAGAGAAGCCAGGCGGAGCUGCUUGAGGUGAUGGAGGAGAAGCAGAAAGCAGCAGAGAGGCAGGCUGAAGAGUUCAUUAAAGAGCUGGAGCAGGAAAUCACUGAGCUAAAGAGGAGAGACACUGAGCUGGAGCAGCUCUCCCACACUGAGGACCACCUCCACCUCCUACAGGUUUACCCGUCCCUCUGCAGCUGUCCACACACCAAGAACUGGACUGACGUCAGGAUUAACACUCAUCUGAGGGUGGAGACUCUGAGGAGAGCUCUGACUCAGCUUCAGGAAGAGCUCAGUAAGGAGAUGGAGAAGUUUGUGGAGAUUGAACUAAAAGCAGUUCAGCAAUAUGCAGUUGAUGUGACUCUGGAUCCUGAUACAGCAAAUCCCCACCUCAUUCUGUCUGAUGAUGGGAAACAAGUGACAGAUGGAGACACAGAGCAGAAUCUUCCUGACAACCCAGAGAGGUUUGAUUAUUGUGUCAAUGUGCUGGGAAAGGAGGGGUUCUCCUCAGGGAGGUUUUACUGUGAGGUUCAGGUCAGCGGGAAGACUGAGUGGGCAUUAGGAGUGUCCACAGAGUCCAGUAACAGGAAGGGAGAGAUUACACUGAGUCCUGAGGAUGGAUACUGGACUGUGUGGCUGAGAAAUGAGACUAAAUAUGAGGCUCUGGAAUCUCCUUCUGUCCCCCUCUCCUUGAAACAGGCUCCCCAGAAGGUGGGGGUGUUUGUGGAUUAUGAGGAGGGUCUGGUCUCCUUCUAUGAUGUUGAGGCCAGGUCUCAUAUCUACUCUUUCACUGGUCAGUCUUUCACUGAGAAACUCUAUCCAUAUUUCAGUCCCUGUGGCAAUUAUGGAGGUGAAAACUCAGCACCGCUGAUCAUCACACCUGUUGAUCAUGAUAAAUGAGGCUCUUCUCUACAGUAAAACACUUCACUGAGUCAGAGGAAACUUUGUACUCUGACAUUUCAGAGCAUGAAUAAAAGCAUAUUUUAUUAAACAAAUCUUAACAUAGUGUAUUGUAUUAAUGAAUGAAUGAACAAAUAAGAAUAUAAUAAAUAAAUGAAUCAGUAGCUUUAACUGAUUACUUUGUGUUAAAGGAGCCUCAAAUUAUUAUUUUAUUAUAUAAUUUAAAAAGAUGAUUUAACCGAGCCGCCAGUCUCGUAUGUGUCGUCUCAAAGCCUUCCUGAUUACACUGUAAACUCUGUGGCUCUGCAUCCCUUUAAUGUGCACACAGUAAUUUUGUCUUUGUGCCAUUUUCAAUCUAAUAAAUAUCAAACAGAAUUUAAUAAUCACUGCUUUCUGUUUUUAUUAGUAUUUCACAUACUGUCUGGAACUGUGUUUGUACCUGAUUUAAAACUGA
This is a messenger RNA of Colossoma macropomum (tambaqui), 2374 nucleotides long. RefSeq names its product E3 ubiquitin-protein ligase TRIM69-like. The transcript is spliced from 10 exons. NCBI's taxonomy places the organism in Eukaryota, Metazoa, Chordata, Actinopteri, Characiformes, Serrasalmidae. The coding region runs from base 1 to 1920 and encodes 639 amino acids. Gene Ontology annotation, molecular function: protein binding. The record is from RefSeq and is a predicted model, not a curated record.